Molecule: messenger RNA, 1359 nt
Organism: Zootermopsis nevadensis
Lineage: Eukaryota; Metazoa; Arthropoda; Insecta; Blattodea; Termopsidae
Source: RefSeq, a predicted model, not a curated record
CUCCAGUCGCAGCCCAUGCGUGAUGCAGUGGUAUAAAAGGUUCUGACUGCAGGAAGGCGUUACCACUCUCUGCGUCCCAGAACACACACAAACAUGAAGAUCCUUCUGAUCUGUAUCCUGGCUCUGGUCAUUCACGGCAGAGUGAAUAAAUGCGACUCAUCUCUGGAAAAGACAACACACAAGAGAGGAAUACAAGGGUCUUCGUUCGGUUCCGAAGGUAUCAGCCACGGGCACGGGGCAACCAGCUACAGCGCCAUCAGCCACGGAUCAGAUGCAGGCCAACACGGAAAUUUAAUUAGCUCCGUGGGGUAUGGCCACGGAGGAAUUGUUUCCGGAAUUGGCCACGGAGGAUUUUCUGCAGGAAUUGGCCACGGAGGAUUUUCUGCAGGAAUUGGCCACGGAGGAUUUUCUGCAGGAAUUGGCCACGGAGGAUUUUCUGCAGGAAUUGGCCACGGAGGAUUUUCUGCAGGAAUUGGCCACGGAGGAUUUUCUGCAGGAAUUGGCCACGGAGGAUUUUCUGCAGGAAUUGGCCACGGAGGAUUUUCUGCAGGAAUUGGCCACGGAGGAUUUUCUGCAGGAAUUGGCCACGGAGGAUUUUCUGCAGGAAUUGGCCACGGAGGAUUUUCUGCUGGAAUAGGCCACGGGGGAUUCGACCUGUCUUCAGGACACGGUUUGAGUUAUGGGGGUUUCCUAGGCGCCGGUCUCGGGGGUGGCGCCGGUUUUAGUGGCGAUGCGGGCGGCCAGGUGCAGGUGAACACCAUAACACAACAAAUUCCGGUCCCUGUCCCUCAGCCCGUACCGGUGACCGUCAACAGACCCGUCCCUGUGCCCGUCCCCGCCCCUUACACCGUGUCUGUCCCUCGUCCUGUCCCUGUCAACGUGCCCCAGCCUGUCUCUGUUACGGUAGUAAGGCCGGUCCCUUACACCGUGAACAGUCCCGUCCCUGUCCAUGUACCUCAACCCAUCCCUGUCCCUGUACCUCAGCCAUACGCCGUCCCCGUGCCUCACGCUGUUCCCGUGCAUGUACCUCAGCCUGUAGCCGUCCCCGUGCCUCAUGAGGUGACUGUGGAGGUGCCUUACCCUGUGGUGGUUCCUACUGGAGGAGGACUUGGGGCGGGUGGCGCCGGACUGGGACACGGAUUCGGAGGAUCUUCAGGGUUUGGUCACGGCUCUGCGGGGGGCUACGGAAAACACUAAAUUUCACAUUGGCUUUGCAGAAUUCAUCCGCCGAUCUUAAUUUUCCCACAGCAAAUAAAACUAUGGACAUCGUGAGACGUUAUGCAAUGUGACUGGUGGGUGUGAGGGUCUUAUCGUCUCCUGUACGCAUUGGAAAUAAAAUUACUUUACAUAUUUUACAUA